GGCCCGAGACACCCACCCGCGGGCAUAGCCGGAGUGGCGGGAAGAGGCAGGUCCGCGGCCGCAGCGCUGGCUGCGGUGACGUUCCGGUCCUCGAACCCCUGCACCACGGACUCUGGUUGGAACACCGGAGCAGGGACUUUCCCGCGCUCGGGGUGAGGUGGAGAGCAGGGGGGCGUGGAAAGUAAUAACGAGGACGCUAACAGUCGUAACGGCAGGAAUCAGCAGACCCUUCCCCCCCCUUUCCUGGGGUGGAAUCCCUGGCUCAUCUGAACUGAGAGCCUGAACAAUGCAGACUCCACUGACCAGUCCUGUGCCUGUACUGCGGCUCCCCCGGGGCCCUGAUGGCUUGAGCCGAGGCUUUGCCCCUGAUGGACGGCGGGCCCUCCUGAAGGCAGAGGUUUCUGAAACCCUGGAGUCCCCCAUAGUUCACGAAUCUCGGGAAUCCCAGGAACAGCGGGCCCGAGCCACGCUCCGGGAGCGCUACCUCCGCAGCUUGCUGGCCAUGGUGGGUCGCCAGGUCAGCUUCACCUUGCACGAGGGUGUGCAUGUGACUGCCCAGUUCGGAGCCACUGACCUGGACGUGGCCAACUUCUACGUGUCACAGCUGCAGACUCCGAUAGGUGUGCAGGCUGAAGCGCUGCUCCGGUGUAGUGACAUUAUUGCAUACACCUUCAAGCUAUGAAGACAUUAUUGUCACCUUCUCCAAGCAACUUUGGCUUUUUCGGAUCUCCAGGGUAUAGUCAGUGAAAUUCUGCAACCCCAGGAGUUCUAGGUCCUGUUGAAAGGAAUGCUCUACCUCACAGAACUCUCAACUCUACAGAAAUGUGGGCCUUGGGCCAGUUCCUAAAGACCGGGUGGGGUGGGAUGGGGUGGGGGAGAGGGCAGUGGGAAUAAAGGAAGGUAAAUUGCAGAGUGGGAAAUUGUUUAUCAUAGAAGUUGCAGCCCUGGCCAGGUAGCUCAGUUGGUUCAAGUAUUAUGCAGAUAUGCCAAGGUUGUGGGUCCAGUUCCGGGUCAGGGCACAUACAAGAAAUAACCAAU
Molecule: messenger RNA, 1038 nt
Organism: Pteronotus mesoamericanus
Lineage: Eukaryota; Metazoa; Chordata; Mammalia; Chiroptera; Mormoopidae
Gene: GEMIN7
Product: gem nuclear organelle associated protein 7
Exons: 2
Coding region: 287-682 (131 amino acids)
Biological process (GO): spliceosomal snRNP assembly
Cellular component (GO): SMN-Sm protein complex
Molecular function (GO): RNA binding
Source: RefSeq, a predicted model, not a curated record